AUGGAGCCACCAUCUGAGGAGAAAAGAAGGAGCCAUGUCAUCGCUAUAGACCCAAAUGAAACUAUCUUGACUGCCUUUCCUUACAGACCUCAUAACUCCCUGCUCCAUCUCCUGAAGGGGGAGCCAAAAGUUUUAGGGGCGAUCCAGAUUCUUCUUUCUCUGGUCAUUGUGGGCCUUGGGAUUAUAUUAGCAUUUAAUUUCAUCUUUUUCUCCAAAAAAUUUCCUCUCGUGAUCAUCACAGGAUAUCCAUUCUGGGGAGCAGUUAUUUUUUUUCUGGCAGGAUACAUCACAGUGUUCAGUGAUAAAUUAAGACGAAAUCUGAGACCAGGAGUCACAACCAUGAAUAUCCUCAGCUCGCUGGUUGCCUUAGCUGGGAUUGCCUUGAUCCUCAUCAGCUUUACCCAGCAGCACAAGUUCUGCCAGGCGCCCUCCCUUGAAGGAACAUGUGUCAUGGGCAGAACGCUUCUCCUUGGAAUUUUAUCAGUUUUAUUAAUCAUCACCAUAGUGGAACUCAGCAUCUCUUUGACUAUUGCAUCUUUAAGAAGCAGUUGCUGGACCAAUUCAGGAAAGGCUGUAUUCUUCUUCCCUUCAGAAGUUCCUCAAAAUACUGAACAGCCUGUGCCAGAAGAAAAUAAUCAAUUACAAUUUGAGUUUCAAGGAAAAUCUUCAAGUGAUAAUACAACUUCAAACAUAACAGCCAUUUUCUUAGGGGGUUAUGCUUUCUUCAAGUUAAGAGGCUUAAGAAAUCCUUCAGCUCCCAAAAAUAUCUCACAGAAAAGUGAUAAGGGUACAUCUUCUAUGCAUGUUCCAAAUGAAGAGGAGACUAUUCCACCACCCUCCCAAGAGGAAGAAACUAAACUGAAUGCUUUACCUCCCCCAUUAACACCAAAGUCUUCAGAAAACAUUCCUUCCCAAAAAGAGUCUAGAAGCAAUAACCUGAAUGAUGAGAAUCUAGAAUCUAUUACAUGUCAAACCUCUGAUCUGCAACCCAAAUUGAUUGACGACCAAAAUAUGUCACCCAAAUUUCUAAAAACUCCAUCUUCACAUAAUUUCUCCCCUUUGUUACCUGACAGUUUAUCAUCCCAAACAUUAAUGGCAGCUCUGUCAACACAAGUCUUACAAUCUAAACCCCCAUCAUCUCGUAUUUCACAGUCUUAUGAUCUGACAUCCGAGGACUUGCCUUCUGAAGACAUACCAUUUCAAGAAACCCCAUACCAAGACAUGCAAUUCCAAGAUACACUGACUCAAGGCAUAUCAUCCCAAGAGACUCCAUCCCUAGAGACUCCAUACCAAGAUCUGUCAUUACAAGAUAUACUAACUAAAGACACAUCAUCCCAAGAUACUCCAUCUCAAAAUACUCUAUCCCAAGAAACUCCAUACCAAUAUACUCCAUCCCCAAAGACUCCAUCCCCAAAGACUCCAUCCCCAAAGACUCCAUCCCCAAAGAUUCCAUCCCCAAAGACUCCAUCCCAAGAAAGCCCAUACCAAGAUACAUUAACUCUAGAUAUACCAUCCCAAAGGACUCAAUCUGAAGAAACUCCAUCACAAGAGAUUCCCUCUCAAGAAACUCCAUCGCAUGAUAUGAAAUACCAAGAUGCACUAUCUCCAGUAAAAAUAUCACAAAGCACACAAACCCAAGAUACAGUGGCCCACGACAUGUCAUCCUCAGAUCUUCAAGCAAUAAACACUCAAGUUCAAAUCCAGCAAGAUCCAGAAAUAUUUUAUAAAGACAUUCGAACAGAAGUCAUGGAGCUGACUCAAGAAUGGAAGUCUAAUAUUAGCAAGAAACCCCCAAGAAGACUUUCCUUAUCCUUGCCAGGCAAACAGGGAAAAUUCCCUCCCAAGAGACAUUCCCUGGACCUACAAAUCAAAGAUGAAGAAGCCCCAAGGAGAUAUUCUCUAGACUCACAAAGGAAAACUUCAAGACGGAAAUCCAUAGAUCAGCAAAUCAAAGCCUGGCUAUCCACAAAGAAGCACACCACAGAGAAACAAGAUGCAUAUACUCAAACCUCAGAGCUAUUCCUCCACCAGCAAGCUGAUCAGCAGCAGGCCAAAGAGGAGGAGGUCCCAGUACAACAACCCCAAGAUGAGCAAAGCAAAGACCAAAAGUCUGUAGAGGAGCUAUACCCAGAAGAACAGCUUAAUGGCAAGGAGGAAGAAGAUCAGCAGUCUGAUAAAAAGCAGCAUCCAGAAGAACAAGUUCAACCAUCUGAAGACCAGCAGCCUCUAGAGCAGAAAGCCGUGAAUAGCCAGCAAGAAAGACAGCAAGCGCUAGUAAGGAGAACCCCGAUGCCAUCAUGUCUGGACUGGGACUCCCAAAGCUUUCAAUUCUCAGAAAGGUCAUGUUCAUACUGGUCAACUCCAUCCUGGCAGCCUGUUAGCCUGGGAUCCCAGGACUGGAGAAGUCAAGGCUGGAGAAACAAAGAUUGGAAAGCACAAGAAUGGCAGUUUGAAAUACAGCCUUCCCUGGACUGGGAAUCCCAAGAGCUAUUAGAAAGAGAAUCCUUAAGACAAAGGGCACUAUAUCAAGAAGUCCAACCCCGCACCACUAUAGUCCAACACACCCAAGAUCGUCAAUUGCGUAACUUUGUAUUUCAAGUAGGUCUGUGUCAAGAUAAUGACCAACAAUCUGGUGUUUUAAGAGGAGAUAUGUAUGCUGCAGUUGAUGUACAAACAAGAGACAGGGAAACUCAAGACAUAGAAGACACAGAAAAUACAUGCCCAAAACCAAAAGACCAGCAGUCAGAAGACAUAAGGCCAGAUAAUUAUCCUGUUUCUUGUCAGAGCUUGGUUCCAUACACAUAUGUAACUUGUUUAUCCAAUAUAGCUUCAGAGCAAGAGGUGCAGAACAAUACACCCUGUUCAGAUUCAUCUAAAGAUCUGAAUGUCACUUCUUCCUCAUGCUAUCAAAAAGAUCAACAGCAAUCUGAGGACUCAGACUGA
Messenger RNA from Arvicola amphibius (Eurasian water vole), 2943 nucleotides. It is a transcript of the gene Ms4a14, whose product is annotated as membrane spanning 4-domains A14. The transcript is spliced from 6 exons. Gene Ontology annotation, cellular component: plasma membrane. Gene Ontology annotation, biological process: cell surface receptor signaling pathway. Bases 1 to 2943 code for a protein of 980 amino acids. Lineage: Eukaryota; Metazoa; Chordata; Mammalia; Rodentia; Cricetidae. The record is from RefSeq and is a predicted model, not a curated record.